Molecule: messenger RNA, 1729 nt
Organism: Carcharodon carcharias (great white shark)
Lineage: Eukaryota; Metazoa; Chordata; Chondrichthyes; Lamniformes; Lamnidae
Product: cytosolic 5'-nucleotidase 3-like
Exons: 10
Coding region: 154-1026 (290 amino acids)
Cellular component (GO): cytoplasm
Molecular function (GO): magnesium ion binding; 5'-nucleotidase activity
Source: RefSeq, a predicted model, not a curated record
UUGGACUGGAAAUGGCUUUGGCAGCAACCGCUCCCCCGGAACCAGUGCCGGAAGGUCACCCCCGGGCACGACAGCUGAUGAGCGACUCUCCCGGAGCCGCCCCCUCUCCAGCAAAGUCCCGCUGAUCGGAGCCGGAGCGGGAGCGGGGACAAGAUGAUACCAGAAUUAGAAAAAAGCACAGUCCGUAUCAGGGAACCAGAUCGUGUCAAAGAAAUCAUCUCCUCCCUCCGUGAUGGGGGAGCAUCCAAACUUCAGGUCAUUACGGAUUUCGAUAUGACUUUAACCCGAUUCGCCAACAAUGGCAAAAGAAGUCCAACCUGUCACAAUAUUAUUCAUGACAGCAAGCUAGUUAGUGAGGAAUGCAGGAUAAAGCUGAAGGACCUUCUUAACACUUACUAUCCCAUUGAGAUCGACCCCUCUCGCAGCAUCGAAGAGAAGCUCCCCCUGAUGAUUGAGUGGUGGACAAAAGUCCAUGAGCUCCUUGUAGGGCAGAGGAUCCAAAAGAGCAAGCUGGCCGAAAUUGUGAAGGAAUCAGAAGCUCAGCUGAGGGAUGGAUACAGAGUUUUAUUUGAUAAACUUCACAAAUGCAAUGUUCCUGUCUUCAUAUUCUCGGCUGGUGUUGGCGACAUUUUGGAGGAAAUAAUCCGACAAGUUGGCAUCUAUCACCAAAAUGUCACGGUGGUGUCAAAUUUCAUGGACUUCGAUGAGAAUGGGGUUCUGAAAGGAUUUAAAGGUGAAAUUAUCCACAUUUAUAACAAGCGGGAAGGUGCCCUGCGGAACACUGAACACUUCCAGCAGCUGAUGGGGCACAGUAACAUUGUUCUCCUGGGAGACUCACUGGGAGAUCUCAGCAUGGCUGAUGGAGUGCAGAAUCAGGAGAACAUCCUGAAGAUUGGGUUUCUGAAUGACAAGGUCGAUCAGCUGUUAGACAAAUACCUGGCCUCGUAUGACAUUGUUCUCCUGAGUGACGAAACCUUGGAUGUAGUCAAUGGAAUCUUGCAGCACAUUCUCAAUCCUGGUCAAUAGUUAAAUUGUUCUCAGGACAAUUACUAAUUCUGCAAACAUCAAUGUUGGCUCAAGCUUGGAGCGAUAGCUGGAGAUUUAAUUAAUGUGAUUUGUGAUGCACAAGGCACUCUUUACUAAGCAGGGUUAGAACAACUAGAUUCACCCUGUUGAUCGUACAGCAUUUUAAAACGCGUGGAGACUCUACAGAGAAUAGUGUCAAAAUUAGCCUAAGAAAAUCUACUUUCUUAAUAUUCUGUUAUUUUGUAUCGAUAACUUGUGUUCUUAAAAACAUUAAUUUGACUGAAGAAGCAUCAUGUCUGGCAGAGGAAAAGGUGGAGCGAAGCUGCACCGCAAAGUGCUUCGUGAUAACAUCCAGGGCAUCACUGAACCAGCCAUCCAUCACCUGGCUCGCUGUGGCAGUGAAAAGCGGAUCUCGGGCCUGAUCUCCAAGGAGACCCGUGGGGUGCUGAAGGUUUUCCCGGAGAAUGUGAUCAGGGAUGCGGUCACCUACAGUGAGCACGCCAAGCGUAAGACGGUCAUGGAUGUGGUGUACGCUCUGAAACGCCAGGACCCCUCUCUCUCUCUAUGGUUUUGGUGGCUGAACAAAUUGACUCAAUUCUAACAAAACCCACAAUUGAAGGGCUUUUACCUUGCAGCCCCCUUCACCCUCCUGCUGGUCUCUCAUUUCACAGUACUGAUUUUAAAUAAAAAUUUUGCACUAUAA